GGCUGCCGGCCGCAGACGUGAGGCUUUAAAGCCUGAGUCUGGGGCCGCUGGGCCAGAUUCUCGGACCUCGGCGACCUCUCCUGUGGCGGGCCGGCGGAGUGCGCCUGCGCAGUUGCGGCCGCCCCCAGAAUUUUGAGCCAUGAAUCUUUCACUCUUCCUGGCUGCCGUAUGCUUGGGAAUAGCUUUAGCUACCCCAAAACUUGAUCAAAAAUUUGACUCAAAGUGGCACCAUUGGAAGGCAACACACAAGAGACUCUACGGCACGAAUGAAGAGGAAUGGAGGAGAGCAGUGUGGGAGAAAAAUAUGAAAAUGAUUGAGCUGCACAAUGGGGAAUACAGCGAGGGGAAGCACGGCUUCACCAUGGAUAUGAACGCCUUUGGUGACAUGACCAAUGAAGAGUUCAGACAGGUGAUGAAUGGCUUUCAACACCACAAACACAAGAAGGGGAAAAUGUUUCAGGAACCUCUGUUUGGUUCUAUCCCCAAAUCUGUGGAUUGGAGAGAGAAAGGCUAUGUGACCCCUGUGAAGAAUCAGGGCCAGUGUGGUUCUUGUUGGGCUUUUAGUGCGACUGGUUCCCUAGAAGGACAGAUGUUCCAUAAAACUGGCAAACUGGUCUCACUGAGUGAGCAGAACCUUGUGGAUUGUUCUCGGCCUCAGGGCAAUCAGGGCUGCAAUGGUGGCCUGAUGGAUUUUGCAUUUCAGUACGUUAAGGACAACAGAGGCCUGGACUCUGAGGACUCCUAUCCAUACGAAGCAAGGGAUGCAAGCUGUAAGUACAAGCCCGAGUUUUCUGUAGCUAAUGACACUGGGUUUGUGGACAUCCCUCAGCGGGAGAAGGCUCUCAUGAAGGCAGUGGCAACUGUGGGGCCCAUCGCUGCCGCCAUUGAUGCAGGCCAUCCAUCCUUCCAGUUCUACAAGUCAGGCAUUUACUAUGAUCCAGACUGCAGCAGCAAGGACUUGGAUCAUGGUAUUCUGGUGGUUGGCUAUGGCUUUGAUGGUUCUGAUUCAAACAACAAUAAAUACUGGCUUGUCAAGAACAGCUGGGGUCCUGAGUGGGGCUCAGAUGGUUACGUGAAAAUGGCCAGGGACAAGGACAAUCACUGUGGAAUUGCUACUGCAGCCAGCUAUCCCACUGUGUGAGCUGAUGGAACCCUCACCAAAGACUGGAGGAUGGCUGGACAGCAUGUCUUGUUGGAUUUUUAUCUUCACACUGACCAAACCCUUUUCCAGUAAGACGGAGUACUUGAAUCAUUGUGGAUCCAAGUUAGAAUUUGAAUUCUGUGACAUUUUUACAAGGGUAAAAUGUUACCACUACUUUGACUCUUGUUAUAAACAACUUUAUAAUAUUGAAGACUCAUUGCUUAGUUCUAAGACUUGAAUUUUCAUUUUAUAAAAAGAUAUAUAAAGCUUUCUUUAGCUUUUAAAAAUAAAUUUUAGUUCAGUAUGUAGUGGUGGGACUUCUGUGUGUAACGUUGUCUUUUUUAUGUAGUCAGAAAAUGUGAUUGAGUCUAAAGACAUAAUUGUGUCCAUGGUACAAGAGAUGGAAGGUGAUGCACACCUUUAAUCCCAGCACCAUAGGGAGGCUGAGGUAGGAGCAGCAUCAUGAGUUCAGGGCCAGUCUGGGCUAGAGUGAGACCCUGCUUCAAAAAGCAGAAAAAUUGAUAUGAGAUGCUGGUGGUUGGUGGUCUUAUGACUCUAAAAUCUGUGUGCUUUUAACUAGUAGAGUCCCUUCUCAUUGGCUAUGUGCACCCUAUUUUACAGUUUUAUUUUUAACUUAUAUAAAGUUAUAUUUGAGAUAUAAUAAUAAGAGACAUUUUGAUACAUUGUGGAAUUAUUUUAUUGGGAUAAUAAGCUUGCUGUAUUACUUGUGAAAACAUUAAAAACCUUAUAUCUGUUUUGAAAUACACAGUA
Messenger RNA from Jaculus jaculus (lesser Egyptian jerboa), 1912 nucleotides. RefSeq names its product procathepsin L. The record is from RefSeq and is a predicted model, not a curated record. NCBI's taxonomy places the organism in Eukaryota, Metazoa, Chordata, Mammalia, Rodentia, Dipodidae. The transcript is spliced from 8 exons. Gene Ontology annotation, molecular function: cysteine-type endopeptidase activity. Bases 140 to 1141 code for a protein of 333 amino acids. Gene Ontology annotation, biological process: immune response. Gene Ontology annotation, cellular component: lysosome.